AUGUCCAAAAACUCUGUUUCUCUUUCAGAACAUAUUACAAAGUUAAAAUCUAGAGGCAGACAAGAAUUAUCUUUUAUUAGUUGGGAGAGGCAGAAUCAAUUAAUUGAAUGUAUAGCCAAAGAUAUCAGCACAACUAUUCAAUAUCAAGUAAGAAAUACAAGAUUCUUUAGUAUACCCAUUGACUCGACGUUCGAUGCUUCGCGUAAAGAGCAAGUGUCUUUCAUUAUUAGAUAUACUUGUUUAAAAUCUGGGAACGUAUUGGAACGAUUAAUAGCAAUGAGAGAAUCGCCUAAUACCUGCGGCGGUGAUCUUUUUAAUUUAUUUAAAAACAUAAUGGAAAGUGAAGGUUAUGUUUGGUUAACUGAUCUUGUAGGGCAAUCUUACGAUGGUGCAUCUAACAUGCGAGGUGCUUAUAAAGGUCUUCAAGCAUUAAUUAAAGAGGAAAAUAAACAUGCUACGUUUGUAUGGUGCCACGCACACAGACUUAAUCUUACUGUGAAGCAAAUAGUAUCGUCUAAUUCAAAUUCUGCUGAUCUAUUUGGUAACUUGGAAACUUUGUAUUCAUUCGUUUGGUGUGCAAAGAAAAGAGUAGCUAUAUUUCGUCAAUUUCAGACCACAGAUUCUUCAAAAAGUCAUCAACCUUUGGCUUUAAAGCGAGUGUGCACGACAAGGUGGUCAUCACAUUCAGCAGCGUUAGAUACAGUACUAAAAACGCAUAAGUGUAUUAUAAAUACUUUGACAACAAUCCAAACGCAAGAAGGACCAAGUGACCCUAAAGUUAGUGCAACUUGUAGUGGUUUAUAG
Messenger RNA from Metopolophium dirhodum (rose-grain aphid), 804 nucleotides. Its product is annotated as zinc finger MYM-type protein 1-like. The transcript has a single exon. The record is from RefSeq and is a predicted model, not a curated record. Bases 1 to 804 code for a protein of 267 amino acids. Lineage: Eukaryota; Metazoa; Arthropoda; Insecta; Hemiptera; Aphididae.